Messenger RNA from Chlamydomonas reinhardtii, 1616 nucleotides. RefSeq lists its product as uncharacterized. The transcript has 13 exons. The record is from RefSeq and is a predicted model, not a curated record. The coding region runs from base 159 to 1091 and encodes 310 amino acids. Lineage: Eukaryota; Viridiplantae; Chlorophyta; Chlorophyceae; Chlamydomonadales; Chlamydomonadaceae.
CGCAUUCAUUAAGAAUGCUGGCUCGGCGCCCUGCCCGCACGGCCCAUCGCAAUGACCACUGCAAAGCUUCAAUACAACGACGACGCUUGCUAGUGCGCGCUAGCAUUGUGGGUGACAGCGCAGAAGGAUGCAGCACAAGCUACGAAAGGCGAGAUGCUAUGGAGGACCUCCAUCAUCGCCAUCGGACCUCGCGCCGAGGCGCGCUGCUAAGCACGGCACUCGGCGCCCUCAGCCUCGCGCUGCCGACGCCUCAGGCGACGGGAGCUGACCUCGCGGAGUACCUGAGCCGCGCAUUCCCACCACCGCCCGAGCCAGUCAUGUUUCCGCGCAACAAGCUGACUCAGCCGUUCGCUGUGCUGCUGAUGCGCUCGGCAUACGAGGCCGUAGAUGAUCUGGACUUCAUCGCUAUGAACGAUUUCCAGAAGCAGUUUUGGCGGCUCCGCGCCAGCGAGCAGGAGGCAUACAACCUUCAGUACGACCCGCUCAAACCCAAGAUUGGCGACAUCUCUGACUCGCUCUACUUUGACUUCAUCUCCUACUCGCAAUUUGCCACGAUCGCGCGGGAAAUGCCCAAGGGACUCCAGGUCUUCCGGGAGUACUGCGAGGAGGAGGAGAACAAGACGUGCCAGGACCGGUUCCGUGUGGUGCGGCGCGACGCCGCCAUCGCCGACAACAACGUCCUGCCUGGGCUGUUCUUCUCCAUGACCGGCGACCGGAUAUACACGGGCCUGAAGGACGGGUUCCGGAACACGCAGUUCGGCGCGCCGCAGCCGCUGCCGGCCAGCGCGUCGUUUACUCAAGUGACGGCCGACAUCCAGGCGCUGCUGGACGUGUGCGUGAAGAACGGAUACGCGCUCAAGGCCGAGGUGUCGGACGUGGACGAGGCGGCGCGCUCGUUCAAAGUCAAGAUCCUGGGGCCCGCAAACCUGUGGGGCCUGACCUCGCUCAACUACCGGCGGGCGGUGGUGACCAACUGCUACGACGCCAUGCUGAUUGACGCCUUCCUGCGCGCCAGCGGCCGCCCGGGCGCUCGCUAUGAGCUGAGCACCAACUCGUCCGGCAUCGAGGAGACCUGGGUGCUGGCCGCGUGAUGAGCGAGCGGGCGCAGGCGCGCACGAGGCAGGAGAGGGGAGGGCUACAGUAGGGCUGUGUGAAGUGCGGGUGUGAGCAGCGCCAGGGGGGGGUCCAGAUUUGGAAGUCUGGCUGUUUGGGGUGAGGAGCAGCGCUGUCUUGGGAGUGCGGUCGGGCGGGCAGAGUGACGGUUUCAUUGGUGUGGCUCUUGCUGUUGUUCAUGUGGGCGUGCGGCUUGAAGGCAGCUGGGGCGAGGGGAAGUAAACGUCGGAAACCACGGCCGGAAGCCACUGCCAAUGUGCGCUGGACUGGCCUGCAAGCUGCUGGAAGGCAAACAGGACAGGCACAAGGGAGAGAGGGUGAGUGCGCGGACGUACGGAACGACGCGCUAGUGAGCGGAGGAAGAUGAGAAUGCGGAGAAAUAGUGAUCCUGACGGUGUCCUGACUGCUGAUGCUGAAAUGGGUGGUUACUUCUCCCAGAGCAAUGUCCCGCUAGCAGAUACUCGUGCCAUCAGCGUCCGCGCUGAUUGUAACACGCCACGAGC